This is a messenger RNA of Musa acuminata subsp. malaccensis (wild Malaysian banana), 2126 nucleotides long. RefSeq names its product pentatricopeptide repeat-containing protein At3g58590. Gene Ontology annotation, molecular function: protein binding. The record is from RefSeq and is a predicted model, not a curated record. NCBI's taxonomy places the organism in Eukaryota, Viridiplantae, Streptophyta, Magnoliopsida, Zingiberales, Musaceae.
AUACGCACCAUUUUGAACCGAGAUGACCUCCCUGAUGCUCUCCGUAUGUUCGACCGGAUCUCUGCCUCCUACAAUUCCCUCGUCGCCGUCUACGCUCACCGGAACCACGCGCGCGAGGCGCUCGCGGUGCUCUCCCGGAUGUUGGCUGCCGGCCUCAGACCCACUCGCUUCGCCUUUGCACCCCUUCUCUCCCUCCCUUCGCUCGAUCUCGACCGUGGCAUUCAACUGCACUCUCUGAUACUCAAGUCCGGGUUUCUACACGCCGACCCUUUCUCCGGCACCGCUUUGCUUGGCCUGUACGCGAGGAACGGGAGACUGGAUGAUGCGUUCGGUCUGUUCGAGGAAAUGCCCACCAAGACUGUCGUCACUUGGAACUCCACCAUCGCGGCGUUCUCCCGGCGCGGCUUCGUCGAGGAGUCCAUGUUCUUGUUCCGACGGCUGUUGGGAACUGGAAUGGGUCUGACGGAAUGCUCUUUUCUGGGCAUCUUGUGCUUUCUCCGCUCAUCGGAUAGCUUGCGGUGUGUGGAGCAAAUUCAUGGGCUCGCUGUGAAGACCGCGAUGGAUUCCUUCCUUGUCGUCGCAAAUGCUUUGCUUAAUGCACUCUCCACUUGCUCGGGAGUGCUCGCAGCUGAGCGGUUCUUCAACAGUUUGCAGACUCGGGACGUGGUUUCUUGGAACACGAUGAUGACAGGGUUCGCGAAGAGUAGUAUCCCGGAGAGAGCCUUGGAGCUCUUCUUCGCGAUGCAUGUCGAUGAAGUAUCACCCAGCGGGGCUACGAUCGCCACCGUGAUCAAUGCUUGCACCUGCUUCGACUCCGCAGAGUACGGCGAGCUCAUCCAUGCCAAAGCAAUCAAGCGCAAUCUUGACAACGACAUGUUCGUCGCCAGUUCGCUGAUCGACUACUAUGCAAAUUGGAAGAGGCUGCAGGAUGCGCACAAAGUGUUCGACGAGCUUCCCGUGAAGAAUGUAGUUUGUUGGAAUGCUCUCAUCUCAGGCUAUUCAAAGGAUGAUCCACCUACCUGUUUACUUCUUCUCAAGUCGAUGUUGCGAUCGGAGAAUAGACCAAACGAGCUGUCCUUCUCUUCUAUGCUCACGCGACUGUCUCCGGCCGAACUCCAGCAGCUGCAUUCAUUGAUCAUAAGAAUGGGACACGACAACAACGAGUAUGUUUCCAGUGCCCUCAUUGCCUCAUAUGAUUCUCCUGGCAUUUCAUCUGAUGCCUCCUCCUCUGUCAAAGAUGCUGAUCCAGUGGCUACCUCUACUGCUCGAUCAAAUGCUACAGCCAGUGUUCACAACAGAGCCGGUCGAUACCAAGAGGCACAGGAGCUGCUUCUCCGGCUGCAAACUCCUGACACCAUGUCAUGGAACAUCUUGUUGAAUGCCUGUGCUCGAAAUCGCGGCUACUCCGAAGCCUUGUUGUCGUUCAAACGCAUGCAAUCCUCUGGUCAUUCGAUCGAUAACUACACCGCGGUGAGCUUGGUGAGCAUCUGUUCAAGGAUCAACAGCCUGGAGCUCGGGAGGUCAGUCCAUGGGCUUAUCGUCAAGACCAUCUCUGGUUGCAUGGACACCUUCGUCUGCAACGUGUUGCUGGAUAUGUACGCAAAAUGCGGCAGCCUGGACGGUUGUCUGAAGGUGUUCGAUGAAAUGGGUGAUAAGAAGAACCUCGUUUCAUGGACGGCGCUGAUCUCAGGAUUAGGACUCCAUGGCUGCCCUCAUGAAGCGCUUGCGAGGUUUAAGCAGAUGGAGUCCGAAGGGUUCGAGCCCGACAGUGUCGCUUUCCUCGCAGUGCUUUCAGCAUGCAGGCAUGGAGGUCUUGUGGAAGAGGGGAUGCUGAUGUUGGAAAGCAUGAAGAGUGACUAUGGCAUUGAACCAGAGAUGGAUCACUAUGUGUGUGUGGUUGAUUUGCUAUGCAAAUGUGGGCAUCUAAAGAAAGCAGAGCUUGUGAUCAGUGGCAUGCCCUUUCAGCCAAAUGCUGUCUUAUGGCGCACCUUCCUUCGAGGAUGCAAGACAUUUGGUGGUCUGUUGACAUGAUCAUACUUAAGGAUGGAAGUAUGUCUAAAGUGCAACUGAAGUAGGACAAUAGACAACUACGAUUCAUUCUUUUGGAAGCAUGGUUUCAAAUUUCA